GCAAAAGCACUGCUUCCGGACUUGCUGCUGAGCUACGUAAUGUAGGUCAUCAAGCGACCGUACAAAAAGAUUGAGUUAUUUUCCUACUGAUGAGAAGACAUAGCACGGAAUUUGAAGAAGUUCCUACUGAAAAGGGGAUCAUAAAUUGACUCUUAACAAUGGGAUUUUCUUUCCUUGUCGCCUCAGUACUUCUGUUUCCAUGCUUCAGUCUGACGGGAACUGUUCCAGUGGGUGAGAUCCAAACUCCAGAGUUUGCCUUGGAGCAGAAAGCGUCUGUUACCAAAUUUACUGAAUUCCACAUAUUAGAAGGAGGUUCCGAAUUUGAUGAAAGCAUUGACAUCGACGAAAAGAAAGAAAUUGAACAUUUUAAAGUUCCUUCUCACAAUGGUUUGUCAGAGAGCGAUUAUCUGUACGACUUCAAAAUGAAUAUUACAGUCCGUCGUGUGAAAAAAGAUGGUUUUUGUUACAUCACUCCUCUGCCGCCAGCCCUACCAAGACCAAACGAGUUAUCUAAAAAACUCAACCCGUUGUCUGGCAGUUCAGCGACUCACAAGAUUGAAAAGACCAUCCAGCAAUGGAGAGUUGGUGCUCGAGUUAACCAAAGUGCUUUAAGGCAGGCAGUUCGUGAUUUCUGUGGCCAGUUCCCAAUCUAUCGCCUAGAGCCAUUUACUGCUGAUUCAAUCUCUGUGAUGGCUGAAGAUCACCAAUAUACGCGCACUGAUAGAAAAAGGCGUGACAUAUCGAAUUGGCCACUAUGCAAUAGACCAUUCCCCACUAACUGUCAUCCUAAUACAUGGUUGUUCACUUGCAAGAUUCGAAGCAAAAGCUGUGUAUAUUACGUAACAUGCGAAAUCAAUGUUCACAAAAACGUUCUUCAAUGCAGAGACCUUAAUAAGCAUCUUUGUAACACCAGUAUCUUAUGCUGCUCUCCUAAGUGUCCAUAGUGAAGUAUUUUUUGUACUGUUCUUGUAAAAGACUAAUGUGGCUGCAGCAAAAACAAAACCUGGAACAGAUGAAAAUGUGUAAUUUGAUCAUCUUUUUGAACAAGGCAAUAUUAUAUGAAUAAAAAUUACCAACACUCAGGGUCUUAAAAUAA
Actinia tenebrosa (Australian red waratah sea anemone) is the source of this 1096-nucleotide messenger RNA. RefSeq lists its product as uncharacterized. NCBI's taxonomy places the organism in Eukaryota, Metazoa, Cnidaria, Anthozoa, Actiniaria, Actiniidae. The record is from RefSeq and is a predicted model, not a curated record.